UUGCAUAACCGAAGCGACUCAAUCUAUGCCCAGUUGUAGUCCCGGGAUGUCUACAAGGAACCAUUAUCAGGACAACUUUCGCUAUCAUCACAAAAAAGCCAGACAAUAUUGACCUAAGUUCUGUUCAACCACAGUUACCACUACAACUAGCCUACUUGACAACUUCUACGUGUUGCCUCUUCUUUUCGUCCCCCCAUUCCUUAUCGAAGAUGGAUAAAUAUUUCAUCGUCACCCGUGCCACGGCUCGUAAAGGCUUUCCCCGCGGUUGCAUCGGUCGAAUGGAGGCAGAGACGCAGACCGGGGAGAUUGUCGGCCUCAUCUUCGGCAGCGGCGGUGGGGUCACCAAAAGAGGUGGCCUUCUGCAGCGCGAGGAGACGUACCCCCUCACGCGCCACCAGGCGCAGCUCCUUCUCUUCGUGUCACCGGCCAGCCGCCGACUGGAGGUCCUCUGUAAUCAAGCUCUCUUCAAGGCCAUCUGCGAUCUGGCACAAGACGACUUGGUCGUGGUGCGCCACAAGAAGGGUUUUCAACCUUGUCUGGUGAAGAACCUGAUGCAAAUUGGACGCAAGGAUGGUUCGGAUGACCUCACCAUGUUGGGAUUUGAACUGCAAAGUGUGUCCACACAGAGCGCAGACCAGAAGGUGUCUUCCAAGAAGCCCGCACCGCUGCCAGUCUUCUGUGCCGCUGACAUCAUACAGGUGGCAGCAGACUACAACUCACCUGCCAGGUUGCCUUUGAGGGAUAAUCACACCAUUGGUACCAGCAGGAAAACAGUGUCGCGCGUCAACUCUUUGCCAUCCAAAAUAGGCCUCCUGAAGAAGGCGUUAUCGGAGCAGAACACCCCGGAUAUUAAUCGCCUGUCUGAGCACCCUACGCCCCCUCCCCCCGCACUAGAGGUGGGCUCCAUGGUGGAGCUGACCUCCAAUAAGAACGUCAUUCUGUACGGAGUCAUCCGGUGGAUCGGCGUGCCCACAGGAAAGAAAGGAGAUUGGGCCGGGAUUGAGCUAGACAUUGACGUUGGCACCUGCACAGAUGGCACUUUCCUGGGCCAGCGCUACUUUACCUGCAAGGGGAACAGGGCCGCGUUCGUGCCCCUGGAGACGUGUGUGCCUGAUGGGCGCUUCCACGCCCCCUCCCCCACAGACAUGGUCAAGGCCCCUCUCCCCCCCACAGUUGCUCGUGUUGAGGAAGAGGAGGAAGAUGAAGAACAGGAUGCUGCUCCGCUGUCUGAGUCCGAGGUCCUCACGGUGCUUCAUGGCAAAAUGAAGGGUAUCCAAGGUCAUUUCAACUCCUGCUAUAUGGAUGCUACACUCUUCAGUCUUUUCAGCUCGUCGGUGGCCGUGGACAGGCUGUGUCUGAGCUCAGUCUCUACAGAGGGAAGCAUCUGCAGGCAGAUGAGGAAGGAUAUUGUCAACCGGCUGCGCAGGAAUGGCUUUGUCCCGGCAGAGAACGUGAUGAACUUCCGCAAGCAGCUGGGAUGCAGCACGUUUGUCACAGAGGAGAAAGAUCCCGAGGAGUUCAUCGGUGUACUCCUUCAGCGUGUUCUGCGUAUGCAACCGCUAAUAAAACUCAGGUCGAAUAGGGAUUCGGGGACGUUCCAGGAUGCCUACACGUAUCAGAUCAUCCUGGAGAAGAAGGAGACGGGACCAUGCCCCUCCGUCCAGCAGCUGCUGGAGACCUCCUUCAUCUCCUGCCAACUCAAGUUUGAGGAGGCCCCAUCGUGUCUCAUGGUGCAGAUGCCCAGAUUUGGGAAGAAUUUCAAGAUGUUCCCCUGCAUCAUCCCCUCCACAGAGCUGGAUAUCACAGAUCUCUUGCAUCAAUGCCCCAGGGAGUGUUUCAUCUGUGGGCAGCUGGCUCAGUUUGAGUGUGACCAAUGCUUCAGAGAUCGCAAGCUCCAGCCGGGCAGAAUCAAGCAAUACUGCAGCACUUGCAACACACAGGUUCAUUCCCACCCUUCACGGCAAGGUCACACUCCGCGCAACACAUCGCUACUUGCUGAGGUCAGCACGACGGGCCCAGUACCCAGGACCAAGAUGGAGCUGUUUGCCGUGCUGUGCAUCAACACCAGCCACUACGUGUCCUUUGUCAAGUACGGCCCCGGGCCUCGAUCCUGGAUGUUCUUUGACAGCAUGGCUGAUCGCUGCGGCGAUGACCACACCGGUUACAACAUUCCGGAGGUGAGAGCGUGCCCUGAGGUCGGGGACUUCCUGUCUCGGCCGGCGGAGGAGCUGGCGCACGUCGAUCUGUCCCAGGCCAGCGAGAUGGUGCGCAGGCUGCUGAGUGACUCCUUCAUGUGCCUGUAUCAGUGCACCAGAUAGACCAAGGUUCUCAAUCUUUUUUUUAACAAACGUCCCUCACCUCAUCACAAGCCCCCC
Engraulis encrasicolus (European anchovy) is the source of this 2375-nucleotide messenger RNA. RefSeq names its product cylindromatosis (turban tumor syndrome), b (gene cyld2). Gene Ontology annotation, cellular component: cytosol. Gene Ontology annotation, molecular function: cysteine-type deubiquitinase activity; K63-linked deubiquitinase activity. Gene Ontology annotation, biological process: protein K63-linked deubiquitination. Lineage: Eukaryota; Metazoa; Chordata; Actinopteri; Clupeiformes; Engraulidae. Bases 210 to 2318 code for a protein of 702 amino acids. The record is from RefSeq and is a predicted model, not a curated record. The transcript is spliced from 14 exons.